Molecule: messenger RNA, 1108 nt
Organism: Pomacea canaliculata
Lineage: Eukaryota; Metazoa; Mollusca; Gastropoda; Architaenioglossa; Ampullariidae
Product: FMRFamide-related neuropeptides-like
Exons: 4
Coding region: 11-733 (240 amino acids)
Source: RefSeq, a predicted model, not a curated record
GCAGCCCGUCAUGCAGUCUGUCCUACCUCUCGCCGUUGCGACCACGAUGCUGAUGGUGUUGCUGAGCAUGUCUCAGGCCGCACCCAGUGUGGGGGAGAGUGCCCCUGCAGCUAGUGCCCAGGGCAGUGGGGCAGCCAGCGAUGUGGACAACGACUCGGAGCUGGAGAAGCGUCUGAGCAGCUUUGUGAGGAUAGGGCGCCCCAGCUCCUUCGUCAGGAUCGGCAGGCCCAGGAGCUUUGUUCGGAUAGGUCGCCCAGGCAACUUCGUGCGGAUCGGUCGUGGAGACGAGGAUGUCGAUGAGGUCGUCCCCGAGCUGGUAGAGGAAGACAGCGCGGACGUCGACAAACGGACCUCGCCGUUCGUUCGCAUCGGCAAGGCAUCGAGAUUCGUCCGCAUCGGCAAGUCCCAGUACCUGAAUCCCGAAGAUAAGCGCAUGUCCUCUUUCGUUCGCAUCGGCAAGUCAUCGGACGACGAGGACGAGGGUGUGGAGGACCAGGACUUCAGCAAACGUGCCUCUUCCUUCGUGCGCAUCGGCAAGAUCCCUUCCUCCGCCUUCGUCCGCAUCGGCCGCGAGGACGGACUUCCGGCCAUGGACAGCGUGCUGGGACCCUUCAACAGGAUGGCACGCAUGGGCCAGUCCUCCUUCGUCCGCAUCGGCAAGCGCGACACGCGGCGACAAGAGGCGGCGAGCGGACACGACGCGGCUGCCGCCGACAGCGACCUGCAGCUGUAAGCCUCCAGCACCGUGACGCCUCCACACCUGGCGUCCUCGCCUGCCUCUCUACUCAGACAGAGUUCAGAACACACACGCAGCAUCACGAUCACGAAUGCCUGGUCCCCGGAUGUUUGACAUUUGUGGUCGUCCUUCACCGACAUCAAGAACACGGAGACCGCAACUCUACUUCUCUUCCACCGCCAUAAUGAAAGAACAUGUCACAAAAUGUUUAGGUUAUACAAACUUACCCCAUCACUUGUACUUGUUUACGACUCUGUGAUUGUACAGAAGGAAAGUAAACAUCAGCCAAGGACUAAAAGUCGCCGCCCAGCCCAGCAAUCAGCAUGAAAGAUGCGAAAGUGAAUCGAAAGUGUAAUAAAGAUGCAAACAGUU